AAUUGAGCUGCGUUAAUUAACAGUAGGAUAUGCUGUCGUCUGUGGUGAAGCAAGUUGUGAAUGCAUUCGUUAAAAAAAUACCUAGCAACAAGCUAAUAUUUACUUCAACGAUGAGAAACAUGUCAACGAAUUUUGAGGAACAAAAAAUCAACGUCAAAGGGUGGGACAUUAAUUACGUAAAAGUGGGCAGAGGUGCUCAUCCUGUUCUUCUGCUCCCUGGCGCCCUCGGGUCGAUCUGGACAGAUUUCAAGCCUCAAAUUACGAAUUUGGACAAAGAUAAACUGACCAUUGUUGCAUGGGAUCCCCCUGGAUAUGGGAAUUCCCGUCCACCAAACCGGACCUUUGGUGACGAUUUUUACAGCAGAGAUGCGGACUUUGCUCACGAUUUGAUGAAAGCAAUUGGUUUCGAUAAAUAUUCUCUGCUCGGCUGGAGUGACGGCGGCAUUGUCGCACUUUUCUUAGCGGCCAACUACCCCGGGCGCGUUAAAAAAAUGAUCGUAAUUGGUGCCAAUGCUUACAUAUUACCGGAAGAAGCUGACGUUUAUAAAAGUUUAAGAAACAUAGAUUCUUGGUCCGAGCGUAUGAGAGCUCCAAUGAUAGCUGUAUACGGUGAGGGAUACUUCAGGAGUACUUGGGCCUCGUGGGUUGACGCACUUUCGGCGAUAUAUGAGAAAAACAAGGGAGACAUUUGCAUGAAUUUACUGAAACAUAUUCAGUGUCCAACGCUGAUUGUUCACGGAGCAAAAGACGUCAUGGUUCAUAAGGACCAUCCAACGUUCCUCGCAGAAAACAUCAAAAAUUCAAAAAUGCACAUUUUUGAAAAUGGAAGUCACACCCUUCACUUGAAAUAUCACGAAGACUUCAACCGUCUCUCUGAACAAUUUUUGUUGGAAACGGAUUAGGACGGUUAAUUGUGAACUUUCAGUAAGAGACGCUAAGUUUACGUUAUGCAAAAAAGUUGAAAAAAAUAGAACUAAAAAAUUAUAGUUUUGUAUUAAAAAAAAAAAAAAUUCUAUAUAGUUUAUAUUCGCCUCUCGGCACUUGUUAGUAUUAUCUCAAAAAAUUUUGUACCUGCUUAAAGGGGAU
Messenger RNA from Neodiprion virginianus, 1086 nucleotides. Its product is annotated as valacyclovir hydrolase-like. The record is from RefSeq and is a predicted model, not a curated record. NCBI's taxonomy places the organism in Eukaryota, Metazoa, Arthropoda, Insecta, Hymenoptera, Diprionidae. The transcript has 5 exons. Bases 30 to 902 code for a protein of 290 amino acids.